GAGAGAGCUGCUUUCACCGCUGCUCACUGCUGCCAGGUCAGCUACUGGUCUGGGCAAACUGGGCUUUUGUGGCUUGCAGAGCACCUGCGUGGGAAGGCAGCUGAGCACAGAGGCUGCCUUGAUGAGGGAAAGGAGCAGGAAAAAGGUCCUUCUGCAGUGUGGUGGAAAGACAUGACAUGAAUACCCUGAGUUUACCGCUUAACAUUCGCCGUGGAGGCUCUGACACCAACCUGAACUUUGAUGUACCAGAUGGGGUCCUAGAGUUUCACAAAGUCAAACUCAGUGCAGAUAGCUUGAAACAGAAAAUCCUCAAGGUUACAGAACAAAUCAAAGUUGAACAAACAGCUCGAGAUGGAAACGUGGCUGAGUAUUUGAAACUGGUAAACAGUGCAGACAAGCAACAGGCUGGGCGCAUUAAACAAGUCUUUGAGAAAAAGAACCAGAAAUCUGCCCACUCCAUUGCCCAGCUGCAGAAGAAAUUGGAACAGUAUCACAAAAAGCUCAAGGAUAUUGAACAAAAUGGAUCUUCCAAAACUACUAAGGAUACUUCCAAAGAUAACUUGAAAGAUAGUCAGCAUGGAAAGUCUCGUACCUCUGGGCAUGGAACAGAGAGCGGCAAGUCGGGUGUGCCGGGUGUAUCUUUGACACCACCUGUCUUUGUUUUCAGCAAGUCUAGAGAGUUUGCAAACCUGAUCCGAAACAAAUUUGGUAGUGCAGACAACAUUGCUCAUCUCAAAAAUACCUUGGAUGAAUUUCGGCCAGAAACGAGUUCUAGAACAUAUGGGGGCAGUGCCACCAUUGUUGCCAAACCAAAAUACGUUAGUGAUGAUGAAUGCUCAAGUGGAACCUCUGGCUCAGCAGAUAGUAAUGGAAAUACUUCCUUUGGUCCUGCUGUGGCAAGUACCCUGGACAGCCAAGGAAAACUUUCCAUGAUUUUGGAGGAACUAAGGGAAAUCAAGGAGACACAGUCCCAAUUAGCUGAUGAUAUUGAGAAUUUAAAAACACAAUUUAAAAGAGACUAUGGCUUUAUUUCUCAGAUGUUACAAGAGGAAAGAUAUAGAUACGAAAGAUUGGAAGACCAGUUAAAUGAUCUCACUGAUCUUCAUCAACAUGAGACAGCAAACCUGAAACAAGAGCUAGCCAGCAUAGAGGAGAAAGUGGCGUAUCAGGCAUAUGAGCGAUCACGUGAUGUUCAGGAAGCCUUGGAAUCAUGCCAGACCCGGGUUUCAAAGCUGGAGCUCCAUCAGCAAGAACAGCAAGCACAGCAGUCCGAAACAGUUAAUGCCAAAGUGCUCCUGGGGAAAUGUAUAAAUGUUAUCCUGGCCUUCAUGACUGUCAUCUUAGUGUGCGUUUCUACUAUUGCAAAGUUCGUUGCUCCUAUGAUGAAGAGCCGUUUUCAUAUCAUCUGCACUUUUUUCGCAGUGACGCUGCUGGCAAUAUUUUGUAAAAACUGGGAUCAUAUCAUUUGUGCCAUAGAAAGGAUGAUUAUACCAAGAUGAAGCUGCUGGUCUGGCUGCUUUUUUUUUUUUUUUUUUUUUUUUUCCUCCCUCUUCCCCUUCCAGUUUUUUAAGUGCUGUGUGUAUACAAAUCAUUUUUUGUUGGUUUAAAUGUGCAGACUGGAUGGAGAAGGCUACAAAGACUCCUGGACUUUAAGGUGUAAAUACAUAAAUGCAUACUUGUUGGCAGUCAUUUGCCUGUUCAAUCCAAUUAUGUCUAAUUGGCUAUGUCUGUGAUGAACUGCUCGCUUAUGUCUGUCUUCUGCCUUAAUCCAAAGGGUUUUCCACUUUACAAACCCACACCCACAAAAGAUGGUGUGAUGCUCUGGGAGGGAUCUGAGCAACUGCAAGUGUCAGGUGUGCUUUUUUACUAGACUGGAGUGCAAAGAGUGUGAUCAGGAGGGAGUGAACCAUAGUGUGUAUCAGCCCUGUUAGACUAAGAAGUUAAUUUUCUCUCUGUAUCCAACUAGAAUGAUAAGCCAAAUUAUACAGUCAUAUAUAUUAAUAGUUCUUGAUUCUAAAUUAAUGGGUAUCUGUAUAUGGGGUUUCUAGUUUUCAGGAGCAGCAAAACUUGAUGCUUCUGCUAGUUAUCUUUUGCACAGGGAGUUUAUUGUUUGUAAAUUAGACCAGUGAUGACUAUUGACCACAGUUAGCAGUUCUAUCCUGGCACUGUUCCUUAUCACAUUCAGGAAACACAUAAAUGUGGCAUAAGACUCCCAAAGAUGAACUGAAUUGAAUGACAAGAUCUCCAGGCCACUUUGUAAAGAAGCAAAUAACUGGUGUGUAAGUGUGGUCAUGCAGACCAAAGCACUCUCUUGCUUCAAGCCCUGCAACCUGCAAGGGGAAGGAAGUACACAGAAAGGCAACAUCUAGAUUAGCCUUUGUUAGCACUGAAUUGUUGGGGUGCUCUAACUGAAUGCAAAGCAGGUAGGUGGUGGGACUCUGGGUACAGUGGAUUUCUUUCUUGUGUCAGAUUAAGGAAUGUGGAAGAAGCAUGAGGGAACAGCUUCUUAGGGGAGCAGGGAGUUAAACUUCCGUAAAUAUACAAACACUGUGCAGACUGUCUUGACAAACAUUCCUGAAAAUAAUGUAUUAGCAUACAGUACCACUACUAGGAGACAGGGUUGGUUUUGUUUUCCUACUGGAAUUUAUUUUGCUUGAUAUAAGAACUGCAAAAAAAAAUUUCCCUGAAAUCUGCUUGGCUUUCAGCCAUGAUGUAAAAGAAGAUCUUUAAUUAAAAAAAACCAAAAGAAACCACCACAACCAGAAUUAUUCUCUGCUCUCCAUUAAAUGAAAAGACAGUGUCUCCAGUUAUUUGAUGUUCAGUGUUACUUACUUUGAAAAUAAUUGUCACGACAGACUUUCUUUUCAGUUGCAGUAUUUGUUAUGCUGGUUUUAUGGCGGUGGGGGGAGGGGAUCAUUUGAUGUGUGUAUUUGUUUUUAAUCAAGUGCAAUAGUUGGUGUAGAAAUUCAGAAGACCUUAUUCUGAGGAAAGUGGGUGGGGGAGGGGAGGCAAGGGAAGAACUUUGACAUUUUACCAUGAUUGGAUUAACAGUGAAUACAGUUACUUUCUGUGGCUUCAGGGACCGAAGGAAGGGAAGAAUUAACUGCAUGAAUAAGGAUAUGACUAAGCAUUUAGAAAAUUCAAUUAAAACACUUUAAAAAUCAUUAAAGAAUUUUUUAUAUGUCCAACAUCUUUGAACAGAGAAAUCAGGAAGGAUUGUGCUGGCUGGCACGCACUGGAAAUGGAUCAGAUCAGGCACACCCAUGUUAUCCGAACCCAGCCCUGCCUCAUCUUCAGGGGGAGGUAGAGUGGAAAGCAAGUCCUGCUGAGAGGGAUAUGACUUUAUAAAGCCCAAACUUACCAAUUGGUUUAUCCCUGGCUGUGUCAGGAAGAAUUAUUAUAUAGAUACAUUCUUCUUUUCCUUAGUGUUUGUUUUUGGGGGUUUGUUGUUUUUUUUUUCUUCUCUUUGCCUUUACCCCUGUAUUCCUGGUAUCCCCUGAAGAAGGAAGGAGGUAUUGUGUUACGUAUAAAAAUCUUCUGUCUGAAUCGCUGCAUGUGCUCCUGCUGUUGUUCGCUUCAGGGAGACCUUUCUUCUCAUGUCUUUUAACCCAUUUUGGCACUGUAUGCGUGCAUUGCAACAGGCCUUCACCCACACCUUCCAAGUAUCUGCACUUAGCCUCCUUUUACAGCCAGCUCAUAAACAGGGGAUUGCUUCUACUGCUGCAGCUCAUAAACUCAUCUUCAGAGGAAAGUCCCUUCCACAAUUUUAAAAAGAUUAAAAGGAAAAAAGAAGUAGCUCUUUCCUGGCCUUUACAUCACAAGAAAGGCUUUCCCUUGGUUUGUUUUUAUGCCCUUUUGAUGUUUCCUGAGAUCCUCUUCGUCUUUUCCACUGUUUCCAUACAAUUUGUUCCUAUCUUCAUUUUUAAAAAGGCGUAUGAUGUCUUUUUAUAGUCUGUAUUUUCCAUUUCAUUAGCCAAUGAGCGUGCUUCUAUUCAGAGUCUUUUCCUUUCUGAAGUGUUUUCCUGAAUUCCACCACCCAUUUUACUGAUGAGCCCUAUGACUCUUUCCCCCUGCCCCAUUUCCAUAGGCCACAAGAUUGUACAUCCAUUACAAAAAACCAAGAGUCCUGUACUGCUCCUUAGAAAGCUGUGACUCUUCAUGGUGUUUUCUUGCCAUCUUCAUUAUAAUUUCCAUCCUUCUAUUCUGUUUGCACAGCCACCUUCUGGUUUGGCCACUUGAGAAAACACUGUCUAGCAUUUUGUUAAAUGGGUUCGGAAGGGGACGUGUGCAAGAAAGGAAUACCACGUGUUAAUUUUUACGUAAGGAAAAACUCCUUUGCCUGUUGCAUGGUUAUAUGUUUAAGGAGAUAAUCCUCCCAGUGCUAGUGUAUGUGGUUAAACAUGUAAUGUCAGAUAGUCUUAAGGUCAGGCAGGAAAAAGGUUAGUCAUUUUUCUUAUAACAAAGGAAGUUGGUAUAGUACGACCUGGGGAUGUGAAGGCUUCUGCUCCAAGGGCAUCCUAUUACAAUCCUGGAAGAUGACCUCAGUGCAAAAUGAGGGUAGAACAUAAAAUCAAUGGGCCUACGAAAGAUUGCUCACUGUUUUGAUAAAAUCUGACCGGGUUCAAAUUGGAAACAAAAGGGUCUUGUGUUUCCAUAUUGGCUUUAUAUCUGGCAGAGGACACAGAAAAAGCUGUAAAAGGCUGCAUGAUGUUAUUCAUGCAAAUUAAAACAACCCUAAUUGGUAAAUGGGCACAGCACUUCUCUAGGUUAUUUUCCCUGCUGGAUUUAAAUCACUGGAGCAUGUGACAUGCAUCAAGAAAUUAAAAAAAAAGAUGUGAAGGGCAAAAGCCUGCUUUUGGGUGAAACUGCUAUGGUUUUGCACAGAGUUAAGGCUGCAGUGCCAGGAGCUCGGCCAAGUGGAAGGGCACCCGAAGGGGAGGGAGGUCUCCCCUCCUGCCUUUCCCCUCCCAUUUCUUACCUUGUGCUGACACUGGUCUGUGUUGCAGUCUUGCGUGUGCCAUGUUAGCUCGCUGGGCUGGGAAGAAAAAUGUAGCAAAAGAGCUGACUAGUUCUCUGUCUAGAGACUUAAAGGGCUGAUGGAAAGGUCUCGUGCGUGCAAAGCGGGGACAAAAAGGGAGAUGAGCCUUUUUCUUUCUUGCUGCAGUGAAUCAUUAGCUGCCCCUAAAACUGUACUCUAGGCAGCCUCCCUGCAGAAUGAUGGGGCAGCUGCAGCACAGAAAGGUUCUUCCUAGCUUUUGCCUACAGGGAACAGAUACAAACAGCACCAGGAUCUGGUAGCACAGGCUAGCCGGCUGUGCAGAUACCCAGGAUCAAGAGCAGGCUGGUGGCUGGGCUGGGCUAGCCAGGGUUGAUGCCUGUGCCACUAGCAUCAGUAUGAGCAUCACUUCCACCGCUUAGGCUGGGAUUAUGCGAGUGUACAUAUCUGGCCUGCAGUCAGAGCUCUGCUUGCUGUGAGAGCAUGCCUAGGCCACCCCAAACAGUUGCAAGACAUCUCUUAAUGAGAACUUUGUUCAGCUUCUCAAUCAAUUAACCAUGUUCUGUCAGGAUACGGUUUGCUUUUACAUUCUCACACAACACCUUAGACAUUCUUAGUAUACAAUGUACUCCUUACGCUUACUCAUCGUGAGCCUUUGAAACACUCCCACUCAACAAAAAGUUGCCAGACAGUGUCUUUUCUGCUUGGCGCUGCCUGGUAGUCAAUUAUUUCACUUCACUUUGACUGUAGUUCUCCAACUGAAAAGCCCUUCAGUUAGUUGUUAAUACCUGUUCUAUAGGCUUUUGGCAGAUUUUUUGCUCAAAGGUUUCUGGAGAUUCAGUUUCUUGUGAAGGUCAGCACAAUUUUCCUGACCUCUCCCAUUUCAGCAUUCAGGUCUAAAUUGGGUUUCCUCUAAAACUUAUAUAAUGGAUCCCUCCACUAACUUCAACUAUAACUCUAUUAUUGUUGGACAUCCAAUUAGUCAUUGACAGCACUGAACGAGACCCAGUUUAAAUUCCUUCUCCUUUCUGCUUUACGUUAUAUGCAUUUGUGCAACUUCUCAUUUUACUGCGCUCCUGUGAUGUCUACUUGUUCUGAUUUCUUAGAGAAGCACUAUCAAAUCUGGCUGCUUUUUAGUUUAAUAUCAAAAUGCUUGUGUUACGCAGUGCCUCUGCUGCAGGACCGUCACAUAGAGACCCGAUAUCUGCACUACAUGAAGGAUAUUUAAAAGCAAAUGGUUUUCUUUGAACAAAUCAUUGACUGCUUAUCUGGGGAAUAAAAAUUCAAUAGGUGAAGGCAGCUUGCUGUAGGAAAGAUACAUGAUCCACUAACUACAGGCUGAAGCUAGGCAAAUCCAGUGUAAGCAUAAGCUUCAGUUUUGUAAUCACAAGGGUUACAAGCUAAUUAUCAGCUACUGAAUAACAUGAACAAGGACUCUAACAUUUGCAGUUAAAGUUGAAUGCUGCUGUUCAAAGGAAUCAGUUCAGGCUUGUGUUUGUGUCACGGUUUAACCCCAGCCAGCAGCUGAGCACCACACAGCCGCUCACUCACUCCCCCCCCCCAGUGGGAUGGGGGAGAGAAUCAGGGGAAAAAAGUAAAACUUGUGGGUUGAGAUAAGAACAGUUUAAUAAAUAGAACAGAGAGGAAGAAAAUAAUAAUGAUAAUAACAACAAUAAAAUUAUAAUAAUAAAAGGACUGGAAUAUACAAAACAAGUGAUGCACAAUGCAAUUGCCCACCACUCGCCGACCGAUGCCCAGUCAGUUCCCGAGCAGUGAUCCCCCCAGGCCAACUCCCCCCAGUUUAUAUACUGGGCAUGAUGUCACAUGGUAUGGAAUACCACUUUGGCCAG
Harpia harpyja (harpy eagle) is the source of this 6846-nucleotide messenger RNA. RefSeq names its product transmembrane and coiled-coil domain family 3 (gene TMCC3). The transcript has 4 exons. The record is from RefSeq and is a predicted model, not a curated record. Lineage: Eukaryota; Metazoa; Chordata; Aves; Accipitriformes; Accipitridae. Gene Ontology annotation, cellular component: endomembrane system. The coding region runs from base 177 to 1499 and encodes 440 amino acids.